UCACUGUCCCGCUGUUAGCCGUUAAAAAUAAGGAAGUAUGAACUUUCUACCAAUUAGAAAAGCCGAUUCCCUUUCUAUCAAUUCCCCACUCCCUGCUCUUUGUCGUUGCAAACAGAAAUUCUUUUGUUAUGGCAGAAAAUCAAUAUUCCCUGGUCACUUUUUGGUGAACAUUUUUUACGGUAUGGAACAAACUGCGUGAUUCCAAUUCGGUGGUGCUAGCUGGAGCUCAAUAGAAUUUUUGAGCUUUUUCUUUUUAUUUAUAGGCCAAAGGCGAGAAACCUGAGCUCAUGUUGCGAUCGAUACCAGCUUUGGGUAUUUCACUGUGUUAUUGGUCCAUCGGGAGUCAGAGCUUGGGUCUCUGCUACUUGAGUUGAUAUGGGUAAUCAACAAAAUGGUCAGGGCUCUGAUGGAAGUAAUCAACAAAUUGAUAUUGAUGCAACAAUACGCAAUGGAAGGGAAAUCCUUUUUCAGGCUUUUAACUGGGAGUCUCAUAAGCACAAUUGGUGGAGAAACUUAGAAAGAAAAGUGUAUGAUAUUGCAAAAUCCGGAUUUACAUCAGCAUGGUUGCCACCAGUGACUCAUUCCUUCUCCCCUGAAGGUUACCUUCCCCAGAAUCUUUAUUCCCUUAAUUCAUCAUAUGGUUCUGAGCAGCUUUUAAAAGCUUUGCUUCAAAAAAUGAAGCAUUACAAAGUUCGAGCGAUGGCUGACAUAUUUAUCAAUCAUCGUGUUGGAACCACUCGAGGUCAUGGCGGAAUGUAUAAUCGUUAUGAUGGAAUUCCAUUAUCAUGGGAUGAACAUGCUGUUACAUCUUGUACUGGUGGAUUGGGCAAUCGGAGCACAGGGGACAACUUCCAUGGGGUUCCAAAUAUUGAUCACACCCAACAAUUUGUUCGAAAGGACAUUGUUGGCUGGCUGAAGUGGCUACAUGAUAAUGUUGGAUUUCAAGAUUUCCGUUUUGAUUUUGCGAGAGGUUACUCGCCAAAGUACGUGAAAGAAUAUAUUGAAGCUGCAAAGCCAUUAUUUUCCGUUGGAGAAUAUUGGGAUUCUUGUAGUUAUAAUGGUCACGGUUUGGACUACAACCAAGAUAGCCACAGACAACGUAUCGUCAAUUGGAUCGAUGCAACUGGACAGCUUUCAACUGCCUUUGAUUUUACAACUAAGGGAAUUCUCCAGGAAGCUGUCAAGGGGCAGUUUUGGCGUUUGCGUGAUCCCCAGGGAAAGCCACCUGGUGUAAUGGGAUGGUGGCCUUCAAGAGCCGUGACAUUCAUUGAUAACCAUGAUACAGGCUCAACUCAGGCUCACUGGCCUUUUCCAUCAAAUCAUAUUGUGGAGGGUUAUGUAUACAUACUUACACAUCCGGGGAUACCUACUGUUUUCUACGAUCACUUCUUUGAUUGGGGUAACUCUAUCCAUGACCAAAUUGUUAAACUGAUGGACAUCCGGAAGCACCAAGAUAUUCACAGCCGAUCAUCCAUUAGAAUUUUGGAAGCCCAAGCAAACCUCUACGCUGCAAUUAUAGGAGAUAAAGUAUCCAUGAAAAUUGGGGAUGGGUCAUGGUGUCCCGCUGGCAGAGAAUGGACUCUGGCGACCUCUGGUCACAGAUAUGCAGUGUGGCACAAGUAAAAGUAAUUCGUCCUGUGACACCCUUUUCUCCAUACUAUUCUUUUUUGGUGGUAGUGGUGGAUGUCAGUUGGAGUCCGUACACUUCAGACCACUAGUUCCAAAAAGGUAUAGUCUUAUCUAAGAAUAAAACUUCCCAUAUACAGGUCUUUCAUUAGAAAAUUAUGGUACUAACUUGUCUGUAUGAACUGGUAAAUGCUUCCUUGAACUUUCGGUAGUAACAUCCUAUACCAUAGGUAUAAUAAAGCCUACCUUCUAGUGUUAGAAAUCGUUGUACUAAAUUUUGGAUACAAAUAAAGCCUCCCAUAUCCUUAGUGGGAUUUGUUUUUAGUUUUGUGCCAGUUACGCAAAUGCUUCUUCUCUCUUGUUAUGGAAACCGUACUCGGGUGUGGGAAGCUAACCAGUUAACCCUAGUGAGAUUUAAGAUAUUUGUUCGAAUAGAAUAGGAAGAUCAGAAGUCUGCA
This is a messenger RNA of Carica papaya (papaya), 2084 nucleotides long. Lineage: Eukaryota; Viridiplantae; Streptophyta; Magnoliopsida; Brassicales; Caricaceae. The record is from RefSeq and is a predicted model, not a curated record.